Molecule: messenger RNA, 1374 nt
Organism: Orussus abietinus
Lineage: Eukaryota; Metazoa; Arthropoda; Insecta; Hymenoptera; Orussidae
Product: delta(3,5)-Delta(2,4)-dienoyl-CoA isomerase, mitochondrial
Exons: 7
Coding region: 405-1229 (274 amino acids)
Cellular component (GO): mitochondrion
Molecular function (GO): delta(3,5)-delta(2,4)-dienoyl-CoA isomerase activity
Source: RefSeq, a predicted model, not a curated record
UAAUGUUCAUUUUUUUCCGUCCACGGUAUUGCAACUCAUCUUCGCAUUACUUUGCAUAAAUAUUUUUAUACUUUAUCAAAGAGUUCAGAAGUCCCAGAGACUUCUGAAUUCUUUGACUUUAUUCACUUUAUUUAAAAUUCUGCGAUUCAGUCACGGAGGAGUGAUAACCAAAACAAACGCUAUACUACACGGACCAAAGUAUUAAUCGAUAACCCAAUCGACAAAUUAGUUACAGUUGGACAACCGAACGAUAUUACCAAGUUUUCUUUGAAACGAUUCUGUAUUCUCUUUAAUAUGAAUUUAAGUAUUUUGAGGCUAGGUCCAGUACUCAAACCUACGUGGCAGCGUACAUUGCAGAGGCAAGAAUAACUUCGAUAGGACACGUUAGGAGGAGACAAGAUAAAAUGUAUUCUACGCUAAAUGUUUGCAUACCCAAGCCUUUUGUAUACCAAGUGGAGUUAAAUAGACCAAAAAAGCUGAAUGCAAUGAAUAGGGAGAUGUGGGAAGAAUUUGGAUUGUGCUUCAAAGAAUUGGGAAACAAUCCAGAUUGUAGAGUCAUCGUUUUGUCAGCUGCAGGAAACACAUUUUGUGCCGGAAUUGAUCUGCAUGACAUCUUGGGACUCGGACAGAAACUAGUGGAACAAGAAGACGUUGCUCGGAAAUGUAAAGUUUUAGAAAAAGAAAUAAAAUUAUAUCAGGAUUCGUUUACAUCUAUGGAGAAGUGCCAAAAACCUGUGAUCGCGGCAGUGCACGGAGCCUGCAUAGGGGCAGGAAUGGAUAUGAUCUCUGCUGCCGAUAUUCGAUAUUGUUCCUCGGAUUCAUGGUUUCAAAUAAAAGAAGUUGUAAUAGGAAUGGCUGCCGAUGUCGGAACCUUGCAGAGAUUUCCAAAAAUUAUAGGUUCCGAUAGUCUAGCGAGAGAACUUUCGUUUACAGGCCGCAAGUUUCCUGCUGCCGAGGCAUUACAAUGUGGCUUUGUGAGUCGAAUAUGUGACGAUGCAGAAAGUUUACUAAAUGAAUCGUUUGCUCUUGCUGAAGAUAUUGCCAGUAAAAGUCCAGUUGCUGUCCAGGGAACAAAAAUUAGCCUCGUAUACUCACGUGAUCACUCUGUUGAAGAAGGUCUGGAACACAUUGGUAUGCGGAACCAAGUAAUGCUGCAGAGCGAAGAUUUUAUAAAUGCGGCAAUGGCACAAGCAUCUAAAGAUAAACCACCAACUUUUGCGAAACUGUAAAAGCUUAAAAUCCUUGAUAAAUAUUUUGAUAAUUUUUUAAUAGUUUUUAACCAGAAUUGUGAUAAAAGGACGAUAAAUUUGUACUAUUCACUUUUUUCUAUAAAACUAAGGAUUUAAUAGAACAGUAAAUGGUUUAGUACACUUA